GCUUAUCGAUGGUCAGAAGGAUUUUUAAUUUGUUUACGAUGUAAAACCUCAGCAUUACGUGACUUUAAAUUAAUUACGAAACCGUACAAGUGCAACAAUAGUGGCUCACUACGAAAUAUUUCCAUUGUGAGAACAUUUCUGGAGCUCGUUUUCCACUACUACACAGGCCCAACGGAUUUGUAGGUUAGGUUACUGUUGACAUUGAAUGCGAGUCAUUUGCAAAGUUAUGUUAUUCUAUUCGGGCUUCAAUCCAUCUGCCUUGACCCUCAACAAUGAUGGGCUAGUCAGUGAUGGAUUUUCCAAACUUUCGGAGGAUUUUACUGAAGUGAACGUGAUGUGGAAUUACUCUUUGGUGUGGAAGGGAUUGGAUUUGUUGAUCUCUGGGGAUUUUGGAGGAGGUAAUGAUACGAGAUUGCUGGUCUCACCCGAGGGGAGUGGAUCAAAGUUUAUUCAUGCACUUGCUGGUACGGAUACCGUGACGAUUGUCUCAGAAAGUCAAAAAAUUUGGCAGUACAAAAUUUACGAAGAUCAGUGGAGAGAAAUAGACAAUUUCCUACCCAGCAAUGACGAAAAUCUGGAGGAAUCCAUUAGCAAAAUUGAGAGAAACAGCUGCAUUGUCGCCCUGACGAAUUUAGGAAGGCUUUUUAACGUUCCAAACUUGGUGGACAUGCCUAAGAGGGUGAAAUUCGUGGAUGUUGCUUGUGGAUUCAAUCACUCGAUUAUCCUUGCUGAUAAUGGAGAUGUAUACUCCAUGGGAAUGGGCACGAGAGGACAGUUGGGCCACGGUGAUCUAGAAGACUGCGAUGAGCCGACCUUGAUUGAAGCCCUGGCUGGCCUGAAUGUCAUCCAAAUUGCUGCUGGAGGCUGGCACAACGCUGUCCUUACCAGUGAUGGUGAUUUGUACACCUGGGGGUGGAACACUAAUGGAGAACUUGGAAUUACGAGUGAUCAAAAGGUCAUAGCACUGCCUGCAGUCGUUGAUUUCAAAACUGAAGAUGGAAAUAUUGUGAAUGAACGCGUGAAGAAAGUCCAGUGUGGAAACAAUUUUACGAUAUGUUUGUCAGUUGAUGGAAGUCUCUGGGGCUGUGGUUCCAAUAAAUAUUACCAACUGGGCCAACCGAGGGCCGACGUCGAAGUUACCACGAAAUUUAUCAAGUUGAAGACUGAUUUUGGAAGUAAAAAAAUUGUGGAUAUUAGUUGUAGGGAGUGGGGAACUGUAUUAAAUGUUGAAUAAACUUUUUUUAAUUCUA
Molecule: messenger RNA, 1250 nt
Organism: Diachasmimorpha longicaudata
Lineage: Eukaryota; Metazoa; Arthropoda; Insecta; Hymenoptera; Braconidae
Product: probable E3 ubiquitin-protein ligase HERC3
Exons: 6
Coding region: 206-1234 (342 amino acids)
Cellular component (GO): cytoplasm
Molecular function (GO): guanyl-nucleotide exchange factor activity
Source: RefSeq, a predicted model, not a curated record